Nanorana parkeri is the source of this 2008-nucleotide messenger RNA. It is a transcript of the gene DGLUCY, whose product is annotated as chromosome unknown C14orf159 homolog. Gene Ontology annotation, biological process: glutamate metabolic process. The coding region runs from base 99 to 1940 and encodes 613 amino acids. The transcript is spliced from 13 exons. Lineage: Eukaryota; Metazoa; Chordata; Amphibia; Anura; Dicroglossidae. Gene Ontology annotation, molecular function: D-glutamate cyclase activity. The record is from RefSeq and is a predicted model, not a curated record.
CUUUUCUUCCUUGGGAACCUUUGUUCUGUCGUCUCGUUUAUCGCACGGCGACUGUUUUGAAACUGAAAUUUCAAUCACGCUGGAAGGAGGCCUCAGAUAUGGUUUGUCUGCAUGCCUUACGGACUCUCCUCCCUGCUACGGCCCGAGGUUUGAUCCGACACAACAAAAUCAGCCUCCGCAACACCUCGGGCAUGUCUGCUGGCUAUAACCAAGCCAAUGUGGUCAUCCUGCACCGAUCACUGGCUGAUGACUUUGAGAAGUUCUGCCGAGCUAACAGCGGCCCCCUUCCCCUGUUAUAUCGCAGUGCUCCAGGUGAAUGGAAGUGUCCACCUCUGAGUGCCGAGUCCGAUAUACGGACAGACUGCCUCCUGUAUCGGAGGUAUGAAAAUGGCACCUUCGCAGGAAGUCACUCCAGCCUUGAGAACUACUCAGAGUCGCUGAAGGACAUGGUGACCUUUUAUCUGGGCUGCAGCUUCUCUUUCGAAAGCGCUGUGCAAAAACUCGGGGUGCCUGUGAGGAACGUGGAGCAGGGGCGUAAUGUGAGCAUGUACAAGACGGCUGUCCCCUGCCACGGGGUGGGCAAAUUCUCCUGCAGUCUGGUGGUCACCAUGCGGCCAAUUCCUCAGGACAAACUGGACGCAGCAGCAAUAGUGACGCACCCUAUGAAGCAAUGUCAUGGAGCCCCCAUCCAUAUCGGCUCCCCAGAUUUUCUAGGUAUAAAGGAUCUUCAGAAAACAGAUUAUGGCGACCCAGUAGAGGCUCAGCCGGGGGACGUCCCCGUCUUCUGGGCUUGUGGUGUCACUGGCGUUGAAGCCGUCAUAAGCUGCAAGUCUCCCCUGGCGUUCACACAUUCUCCCGGCUGCAUGUUCAUCACGGACCUAAAGAACGAGGACGCACCAGAGUCCGACUCGGGUCAGACCCCUCGGGUCAUUCAGAUCUCCUCUGACCCUCUACACUACAGCCUGGUCUCGCAGCGGGCGGCAGAGAAAAUCAGAGCGCUGGAGAAGAUCAUUGGAGUUGAUCCAGGUGACCGGGGAAUAAAGAACCUUCUGGUCCAGGACGAGCUGCUGAAGUCUUGUUUGUCUUUAUCUCAUGCCAAAUCCGUCCUGAUAACCACAGGCUUCCCCACCCACUUCCAGCACCAACCUCCAGAGGAAACCGAUGGACCACCGGGGGCAGUCGCCAUGGCGGCCAUGCUGCAGGCUCUGGGGAAGAAGGUCGCCAUAGUGACAGAUGAUCGUGCCAUUGAAAUGAACAGGAGCAUCCUAGAGAAAGCAGUAGAGCAAGGAGUGCUGAAAACACCCGUGCCUUUGUUAUCUUACAAAGAGGACGCUGCAUUGAAAUUCUUGUGCGAGAGCGGAGACCCGGCCACGCCCAGGUUUGACCACUUAGUAGCCAUAGAACGAGCUGGCCGGGCCAGUGACGGGAAUUAUUACAAUGCCAGGAAAAUAAACAUCAAACAUUUGGUGGAUCCCAUCGAUGAUUUAUUUGAGGCUGCGCAGAAUAUCCGCGGUAUAUCCACAACCGGGAUCGGCGACGGAGGGAAUGAACUCGGUACCGGCAAGGUGAAAGAACUGGUGAGAAAGCAUAUCCCAAACGGUGACACCAUCGCCUGUGACGUGGCUGCUGACUUUACCGUCAUCGCUGGCGUGUCUAACUGGGGAGGUUACGCCGUAUCGUGCGCCCUCUAUCUCCUAAAUACUUGUGAGAUACAUGAGCGAUACCUGAGGAGAGCCGUCGGAUUCCCCAGGUCGUCAGAGCGAGAGAGCUGGGUGUCCUCACUUCCUUCCGUCAGUAAGGAGGAGAAGCUGCUGGAGAUAUUAGUACAACAUGGAGUCCGCAGCGGGAAGACCGGAAAUCUGGCCAUGGAGGUUGAUGGACUUCCAUUCUUCAACACCCAUUCUGACAUGAUCCGAAGUCUACUAGAUGAUACAUUGUAACCAGCGAACUGUCACCGGGUCAGACCUACCUGCACCGUAUGCCUCAUACCGGGCCUGGUGUCUUCAUA